AUGUCUCUCAACUAUUCGGAUCUGCUUUCUCCUUAUGAUAACAAAGGAGAAGUCGGUCAAAAAGAGGUUUCAAAUUUCUUCGACUUUUUCAAACCAAGUUUUGCGUUCAGAUAUUCGAUCAAGACGAGGAAGUUGCCAUUAAAGCAAAGGAAUUAGCCAAACUUCUCACAGAGUCUAAUUCAACAGUGUUUAUAACCGGCGCAGGUAAUUUUUCUUAUUUUUUUUUCAAUACUAACAUUUUUGAGGAAUAUCCACGGCGGCGGGAAUCGCAGAUUUUCGAGGACCGAAAGGGGUAUGGACGCUUGAAAAAAAAGGUAGAAAGGCGGAAUCCGUCAACUUUGAAAAGGUUCGUACAGUUUUGAUACUAAUUAAUUUAUCCUAUCAGGCUCUACCUACACUAACGCACAAUUUUCUCACAACCAUUGAAAAGAAAGGCUUGAUCCAGUGAGUUUCCCAUUUUGGUUGAUGAAAGUUGAAGUUUCUUCAAUAGGUUUCUCAUCACUCAGAACAUUGAUGGGAUUCAUGUCCGCAGCGGGUUUCCUCUGAACAAGCUGGCUCAGCUGCACGGCAACGUUUUCUCGGAGCGCUGCCGAAACUGUAAAAGGUUUGGUGGAUUUUCACUCGGUUUGAAGAAAAUUUUAUUAAUUGCGCUCUCGUUCAGAAUUUACUAUCGUGAUUAUCCGAUUGCCAGUGUGGGACUGAAGGCCACCGGGCGUUCGUGUGAAGGUGCUCCAAAUGGUCGUUCCUGUCGUGGAAAGUAGGAUACUAGUUCAGAACUGCUUUCAAGAUUUGUCACAGACUUCACGACAUGACCUUGGAUUGGGACGAUGCUCUUCCAGAAGAUGAUCUUGCACUGUCGUACAAAUUUGUGAAAGUAAUUAUUUUCAAAACACUGUUUUUUAAAUUUCUAAUAUAUGUCACACCAUGAGAAUGGGUUAAUCGAGACAAGAACCAACAAAUUCAUCAACUCUUCUUUGCAGAGCUGCUCAUUGAUUGUGGUCGUCGGAUCUUCGCUCCAAAUUAUUCCAGUGGGAGACAUGCCACUUUUGGCUAAGAAAAACGGAGCCAAAUUUGUCUCGAUCAAUCUUCAAGCAAUUAAACACGUGCGUUUAUUGUAUAAGAAAACCUUUUUUCUUUAGUUUUUGAAUAUUUCAAAGGUUUUCAGGAGAACGAGGUUGACCUGGCAAUUCACUCAAAAUGCGAUGAGUUCUUCAAAAAGGUGGCCGAAUGUAUGCAACUUGAAAUCGAAGAAAAACACGGUUUGACUGUGUGAAAAAAAGGAUAUAGAUUGAAAUAUUUUCUCAGAACGCGUUGCUUUGUCCAUACAUCCUCUGCCAGACUUCAACACUCGUAAAAAAAGAAACUUCGCGGAAAAUCCUUCAAAAAGCGCUUCAAGUAUUGUUUUGUUUUAGGUGAAUUAUGUUCAAAUAUCGAAUUUCAGGACCUGUUGGAAAAAAGCGUGCAAAGUCGAGAAGGUCCGAGGUCCCCGAAAAGGAUCGUGCAGAAAUCGCGACCGAUACCGGUGAGGCAGUUUACAAGUUUUCUGGAUGUUUUGGUCUAAUUUAGUUUUUGAUGAGACUUUAUGAGCCUCAAAACUUCUGAAAAGCGCGAUUAUUAGUUGAUAAGGAGUAUUAAGUCAACCGAAAAAACAGAAGAAGGUCAAAAAGUUUUGAAUUCUUGAGCUUUUGCGAAAAAAAUUGGAUCAAAAUGGAGUGAGCAUAAAUUUCGAAAUUGCUGAAGAACGCAUUUAUAAAGAGGAAGGACAGUUGAUAUAUUGACAAACUCUGAGGCUUCUUCCUUUUAAGUUUUGUGAGUUUAUUUCAGAACUCUCUACUGUCUCCUUGGUCGCUCUGGAAGAGGCGCCAAAACUUCCUACCGAUCGUGAGAUAAAGGUCGAUAAAGUGGACAACACGGAGGUUGAGAUCGCUCAGAAUCCAACUACUGAAGAAAAAGGUGAAUAGAUUUUUGCAUCCGUUUACUUUUGAUAAUAUAUUGUCAAUGACGGGUUUCUUUUGAAGAUCAGCUUCUUCCACGCAAAGAGAAAGGAGAAUAUGGUGUGAAAAAUACAGAUAUUUCUGAUUUUGACGCCGUCGAAGUUGUUCAAAAAAGUACGGAUUCAAUUGUGGAGUACGGUAACCUUUAAAAUAAGUGUUCCAGCAGACACCGAUUACUUUCCGGAGGAGCCUGAUGAUAUCGGCGAGCUUUUUCCUACUUUGUUUCCCGUCGAAGAUGAAAUUCCUGGAGACUUCGAUACUCCUGACGAAGGUAAAAAAAAACCAGAAAAAAAACCUUAGAAAAUUUUUCAGACCUUGAAAAAUAUCUCGAGCCGGAGAAUGAGAAAUUCAGUACUGAGGAGACUAGUGAGGAGAGAAUUCCAGUGAAUAGCCAUCGUUCGACGUUAGAAGGUUUUUUUUGCGAAAAAACGGGGUUUUUUUUGACAAUUGGAAGCUUUAACGCUUGAUAUUUUCUGAUAAAUUUGAAUUGGAUUCUCAAGGAAACCAAUAUCUUCAAUCUUUCAACAAUCCUGAUGAGCCUCUUGUUAGCCUUCGUAAAGCUGUUGGUUCUCCACUGAGCUCUAUUGAACAAGACAUUAGGCGUGCCUCAAAAACAGUACUACUUUUCUUUUUUAUUGUGAACGUGAAAAAUACUUGGGUCUUUCUCGCUCAAAACUGCAUGAUUUGAAGUUUUUUAUUGAAACGCUUUAAAAAUAAAAAGGAAUUGGGAUUUCUCGAAUCGAAACCAAGUUUUUGCGUCAGGGCUCGAAAAGACGGACAAAGCCUCCAUCGAAAAAACGCAGCCAAGCACUUACUUGAUGAUUUCGAACGAUGGUAUUGAUUUAAUUUUUCAAUGAUUUUAUAUAUUCUUGCUCAGGUUCUACUCUUCAAAAAGAUGAAGAUGAAAAGAUAGAUGAGUUCAGCAUCAAAACCGAGCAGAAGGAUUUGAAAGAGCUCAACUUGGCUUAA
Caenorhabditis auriculariae is the source of this 2963-nucleotide messenger RNA. The record is from the annotation of a GenBank genome assembly. Lineage: Eukaryota; Metazoa; Nematoda; Chromadorea; Rhabditida; Rhabditidae.